CAUCAACACUCCUUAUCGCACAACACAUCGACCAGUCCAUCCGAUUCCACUUCCUCACCAGUGGGUAUCAGGUACACGAUUAUGGACACCUUCCGCAACUAAACGAGCUUCAGAAACAACAAGAUGAUGGAAAGCCUGGUAACGUCGCCGGGCCCGGGGAGUCCCAAGACAAACGGGACGGAUGCAUUUGCGGUUGAUUCGACUGUCCUUGUCAACCAUCUCACGAACGUGCUUGAGAUUACUUUGGGUGCUACACGAGAGGAGCUGGAGCGUCCUGGAAGUCUGCUGUCGCCAGAAUUCAAGGUCCAUACCAUUCAGAGAUGUACACGGUUUGCGUCAGAGAACCAGGUAGCACUUUAUGUCACAAAAGAUAUUGCAACGGCAGGGAGACUGGAUGGUGCAAUAGAUGACUCUAAUUCUGUAACAUACAACUAUACCCUCGCAACGGACAUUUCCUUCUCUCCUUCAACAACUGCUUCUAUUGCGCUUCUGAAACGACCUUUUCCAAUAGACCCUAUGAUACCCAUUACUUCGCAAAUACAAAUAAUUAAUUUACCUGGAGUGGCAACGCUGAACAACAAUACAAAUGGACAGGCCGGUGGCUCAGUCAGUCCUUUCGAAGUGCUGCACUCCGUUGUGCACUUAGCGCUGGCGCCUUACUUCGAUGCAUACACAAAGACACAGUCCGCAAGCAAUGGCGUUCGAGGCAGGUCAGACGUGGAGGCUAAGACCGGGAUACCAGUCACGAAGAAGAGAAUAGCUGAGUUGGAAUUAAGCUUGUUACACCUCCAGCAGAACAUCGAAAUCCCCGACCUGAUUUUGCCUUUACACCCUAUGAUACAGAAUGCUUUGGAGGAGGCAAUGGCUCGGAACCUGAAGCCCUCCGCUGAGCUUGUACCGUCAAACCUUCUCCAGGACAGUACGUUUCUCAAUAACUUGCAGUCCAAUGUCAACGGGUGGAUCAAGUCAAUUCAGACGAUUACGAAGAUGUCAAGAGAUGCUGCAAGCGGUACUGCAACGCAAGAAAUCAACUUCUGGUUAUCUAUGGAGUCAGCGUUGGAAGGUAUCGAACUUCAGCUUCGGAGUGAAGGUGUAGCUCUUACGAUGGAGAUACUUAGGACUGCCAAACGAUUCCAGGCCACAGUCAGUUUCACGGCUGAUACGGGACUGAAGGAGGCCAUGGAGAAGGUGCAAAAGUACAACCAGCUCAUGCGAGACUUUCCCCUGGACGAACUUCUCUCAGCCACUUCACUGCCCAAGGUCCAAGACGCAAUAUCUCUGAUCUUUGCACACCUCAACAAGAAAUUACGAAUUUGUCCGUAUCCUAUUCGGAGGGCACUGCCACUUGUAGAAGCUAUUUCAGCAGAUCUAGACACUCAGCUACAUUCCUUGUUACACGGACGUUCACUGAUGCAUCUGGACUACCGGGAAUUCAAAACCCUUAUGGCUACUGCUGACUCUAUUUGGAAAAGUUGGGAUGAGAAUGUGAAGGAGUUCACCAACGUUGCUCGAGAAGUCACUCGCCGAAGAAACGAAAAGUUCAUUCCUAUCAAGAUCCAACCGAAGCAUGCUGAUCUUCAAGCUCGACUGAAGUAUGUCAGUACUUUCCGUGACAACCACGAGCAGCUUCAGAGAACGAUCGUCAACGUUUUGGGUCCCAAGAGCGGAGAAGGCGAAGGAGCUACCAACGGCGUAGUUCUCGUGGAAGAGAUGGGCGAUGUAGAUGCUGUGGAAGAGGUUCAGCAGGCUUAUGCAGCAUUGAACAAUGUUGAUUUAUUGGAUGUCACCCCGGAGGGUACUCGGAUCUGGGUACAAGCAGAGAUCACCUACAACGAGCGAACGUCCCGGGUAGAGAAUUCCAUCAUCGCUCGAUUGCGGGACAGGUUGGCCACCGCCAAGACUGCAAAUGAGAUGUUCCGAGUAUUCUCGAAGUUCAAUGCGCUCUUCGUCCGACCUAAGAUCCGUGGGGCCAUUACCGAAUAUCAGACUCAGCUCAUUGACAAUGUCAAGCAUGAUAUCUCGGCCCUUCACGAACGCUUCAAGCAGCAAUACGGCCAUUCCGAAGCGCAUGCGAUGGCACAACUGCGAGAUCUGCCGCCUGUAUCUGGUGCAAUCAUUUGGGCAAGACAAAUUGAGAGACAACUUGAUGGAUACAUGAAGCGUGUUGAAGACGUCCUUGGAAAUGAUUGGGCGCUCCACUCGGAAGGUCAGAAGUUGCAGAGUGAAAGCAACCUUUUCCGUAAAAAGCUGGACACAAGGCCAAUUUUCGAAGCAUGGCUACACGAUGUUCAACGAAAAAACGUUUCCAUCGCCGGUCGUUUAUUCAAUAUCAACAAGAUUCGUGCAGCAAACAAUGCGCUCGAAUUGGCCGUCAAUUUCGAUCCUCAAGUCAUUGCCCUGUUCAAAGAGACACGAAAUCUUCUUUGGCUCAAUUAUGCUGUUCCUCAUGCGAUCAACAACGUUUCGAAGGAAGCCAAGCGUGUUUAUCCUUAUGCUGUCAGUCUGAUGGAAAGCACAAGAACAUUCGCCCAGACUAGCCGUCAGAUUGUCCAGAUGUCAGAUGUUGCUAUAUUAUUGAGCGGUUAUCUGAAAGAGGUCUACACCCUGAUAUCCAAAGGUGUUCCACUGAAGUGGGAGUCAUUUGUUCACUCUUUCGACUUACAUAUCAAGCCAGCGUACAACUCGCAUGGACCUGUUGAUCAUGCAAUCAACAACCGCAAUGAGAGUAAGCAUGUGCAAUUCGUGAGAGAAUUCGCUGCCUCCGUAUCUUUACUUCAGAACAAGACGGCAACUCUCGCUGCAAUCAAUAUCACCAUCCAAAAGGCACUAGCUGAGCUUGACUCUUGUCCCUACGACAGUGCAUCUUUCCAGCAACGUCUUGAUACAGUUCAGAUGGCUGUUGACCAGCUUAACCUGGAGAAUUACGUAAAUCUGUCGUACUGGGUUAGAGAGAUGAAUGCACGUAUCAAGACCACACUGUUGUACCGAUUGAAGCAAGCGAUUGGAAGCUGGAUCAAUGUUUUCGAGGACGAGCGGUCGGAAGGCGUCAACGAUGAUAGUCGACGCAAGCAUCUUAGUGUCACAACAAGCUCAGGUGACGAUCAAGCACCUUCCCUCAAACGACUCGUGCAUGAAAUAUCAAUGCGCAAUCAAGUCAUAUCACUGGAACCCCCCUUGACGUUCGCUAGAGCAAGCUGGUUCUCACAGCUUCACGACUGGUUGGGUGUGGUUUGCAAUCUCCGAAAGGUCAAGGCGUCGAGAUACGAGAUGACUUUGACCACCACCAGCGACCCAGAAAGCCUGUUCACCGACUUACCCGCCUCGUGCACAGACAGCUUGGCUCGUGUAUACAAUACCAUUGAGACUAAGAUCGAGGAGAUUAGCAAGUACGUUGAUAAAUGGUUGCAAUUCCAGUCUCUCUGGGAUCUUCAAUCUGAACAAGUUUAUGAACAACUUGGUGAGCAACUUUCCAACUGGCUUCAGUUGCUUCAAGAGAUCAGGAAGACACGAUCGACUUUCGAUACGACCGAAGUCAGCCGAUCUUUCGGUCACCUCACUAUCGACUACGACCAGGUACAGACAAAGGUCAAUGCCAAGUAUGAUCAGUGGCAGCAUGAAAUUCUCACCAAGUUUGCUGUCCGGCUCGGCAACCGUGUUCGUGAGGUCUAUUCCGAGGUUGAGAAGGCUAGGAAAGAUCUUGAGGUCCAAUCACUGGAGGCCACUUCUACAGCACAGGCCGUGCAAUUCAUCACUAUUGUUCAGACAUGCAAGCGGAAAGUCAAAACUUGGGCACCGGAAGUUGAGAUAUUCAGACAAGGUCAAACGACUCUGAUCCGACAGCGGUAUCAAUUUCCUGCAGAUUGGUUGGGCGUCGAGCAAGUCGAAUCUGAAUGGGCUGCACUCAACGAAAUACUGACUCGAAAGGCCAAGAUCGUGCAAGACCAGACUGAUGCUCUACGGGCGAAGAUCACAGCCGAAGAUAAAGUGGUUGGCGACAAAAUUGCCGAAAUCAUCGGUCAAUGGAACGAGGAAAAGCCUGUUUCGGGAACGAUUGCUCCAGAUGUAGCAUCGGCUACCUUGAUGUCCUUCGAGACUCGCAUCACAAGACUUCACGAAGAAUCCGAGAUGGUUUCGAGGGCGAAAGAAGCUCUGGAUCUUCCUGCAAGUCCCGAUACUGCACUUACUGCCAUUUUGGAAGAAGUUCAGGACUUCAAGUCUGUCUGGGCUGCCCUUUCAACGAUUUGGAAGAGCUUGAACGAACUGCGAGAAACACUCUGGAAUAGCGUCCAGCCACGGAAACUCCGAUCUGCUAUCGAUGGCUUGAUUAAGAUGACAAAAGAGAUGCCAAGUCGCAUGCGACAAUAUGCAGCCUUUGAACACAUUCAGAAUGUCCUCCGGCAAUUCCUCAAAGUCAAUCCUGUUUUGACUGAUCUCAAGUCGGAGGCUGUGAGAGACCGACAUUGGAACAAGAUCUUCAAAGCCCUUAAGCCUGGAAAGCGAUACUCACCCAUCUCAAUGACUCUUGGCGAUGUUUGGGACCUAAAUCUGACUGCCAGCGAAGUCAUCAUCCGGGACAUCAUUGCUCAAGCUCAAGGUGAAAUGGCUCUGGAAGAGUUCUUGAAGCAAGUCCGAGAGAUUUGGUCAAAUUACUCUCUUGAUCUAGUCAACUACCAGAAUAAAUGUCGACUCAUCCGGGGUUGGGAUGAUCUCUUCGCUAAGUGCAGUGAGAAUCUCAACUCAUUGCAGGCAAUGAGACACUCCCCCUACUACAAGGAAUUUGAAGAGGAAGCUUCGUCAUGGGAGGAUAAGCUAAACCGUGUCCACGUUCUGUUUGAUGUAUGGAUUGAUGUUCAGCGGCAAUGGGUGUACCUCGAAGGAGUGUUCACCGGCAAUGCAGACAUCAAACACUUACUGCCUAUUGAGUCGUCGAGGUUUCAGAAUAUCAACUCGGAAUUCUUUGCUGUAAUGAAGAAGGUCUAUAAGCAGCCUUUUGUCUUGGAUGUCCUCAAUAUUUCUGGCGUCCAAAAGUCACUGGAGCGCCUAGCUGAACUGCUGAACAAGAUUCAGAAGGCCCUGGGAGAGUACCUUGAACGGGAGCGUGUUUCUUUUCCCCGCUUCUACUUUGUGGGUGACGAAGAUCUUCUUGAGAUUAUUGGCAACAGCAAUGACACAUUGCGAAUCGCGAAGCACUUCAAGAAGAUGUUUGCAGGCCUGUCGGGACUGAUUAUGGACGAAGACCAUCUGAUAUCUGGGUUCACAUCGAAAGAAGGUGAGGAAGUUCGUCUAAAGAAGGAGAUUUCUCUUAUUAAGACGCCCAAAAUCAAUGAUUGGCUUGCUUUGCUUGAGAGCAGCAUGAAGGCUACUCUUGCUGAGCUCUUGGCCGAGGCCAUCGAACAGUACGAACCAAUUUUCACCUCGGAAGACGUCGACCAGGUAGCUCUCAAUGAUUACAUCUCUGCCUAUCCCAGUCAAAUUGUUGUCUUGGCAACUCAGGCGGUUUGGACGUUGACUGUCGAAAAGUCUCUCGAGGCUGGAGGUUCAAAUAUGCAAAGUCUCUAUGAACAAGAGGUCAAGGUCCUGCGUCUUCUGGCGUCUACUGUUCUUGGCGAUCUCGAUCCCAUCCAACGUAAGAGAUGUGAGCAUCUCAUCACAGAAUGCGUGCAUCAACGAGAUGUCAUUGAAAAGCUUAUUAAGCUCAACGCCACAACACCAAACCAUUACAUGUGGCUUCUCCAGAUGCGAUAUGUUUACAAGCCCGAGGGCGACUUCCUCCAGCGUCUACACAUCAAGAUGGCAAAUGCGAAGCUCAACUAUGGAUUUGAGUAUCUUGGAGUUGCGGAACGCCUCGUCCGAACACCGCUUACUGAUCGUUGUUUCUUGACUCUUACACAAGCGCUCUGCCAACGACUCGGCGGUUCUCCGUAUGGACCUGCAGGAACUGGUAAGACCGAAUCAGUGAAGGCUCUCGGAGUACAACUUGGCCGUUUCACCCUUGUCUUCUGUUGUGACGACACGUUUGAUUUCCAGGCCAUGGGUCGUAUCUUCCUCGGUAUCUGUCAAGUUGGAGCUUGGGGCUGUUUCGACGAGUUCAAUCGUCUUGAGGAGAGAAUUCUAUCAGCUGUAUCGCAGCAGGUACAAAACAUUCAGCUUGGCUUGAAGCAAGGCAUGGAAGACGAAAAGGCACAAAUUGAAUUGGUUGGGCGACAGCUUCGUGUCAACGCCAAUACUGGAAUUUUCAUUACUAUGAACCCAGGAUACGCCGGUCGCUCUAACCUCCCAGACAAUCUCAAAAAAUUGUUCCGAAGUGUCGCAAUGUCUAAGCCGGACAAAGAGCUCAUUGCCGAAGUCAUGCUCUACUCUCAAGGUUUCAAUCAAGCCAAGCAGUUGUCCAAGCAGACAGUACCAUUCUUCGACAGCUGUGCAGCCAAACUUUCGAAGCAAGCUCAUUACGAUUUCGGUCUUCGUGCUCUUAAGAGCGUCCUUGUCAGUUCAGGAGGUCUCAAGCGUGCUCGAUUAACGAAUUCGGGAGGUCACCUUGGACCCGAGGAAGAAGUCGAACCCCAGAUUAUCGUCCAAAGCAUCCGGGAGACUAUUGCCCCUAAGCUUAUCAAAAGCGACGUUGAGAUCAUGAGAUCUAUAGAAGCCGAAUCCUUCCCAGGUGUUGAAUAUGUACCAGCUAGUCUCGAGAAAUUGCAAGAGGCGAUUCACAGUAUCGCCAAGGAGAGACAUCUCGUCGUCAAUGAAACCUGGAUGACGAAGAUCUUGCAGCUCUACCAAAUUCAAGGUAUUCAUCAUGGUGUAAUGAUGGUAGGGAAUUCAGGAUCCGGAAAAUCAGUGGCAUGGAAGCUCCUACUUCAAGCCUUACAACAAGUCGAAGGCGUUGAAGGUGUUUGCCAUAUUAUCGAUUCGAAAGUUAUGUCUAAGGAAGCACUUUAUGGUAACCUCGACUCGACUACCCGUGAGUGGACGGAUGGGCUCUUUACGAGCAUUCUACGGAAGAUCGUAGACAACCUACGUGGCGAAGAGUCCAAGAGACAUUGGAUUGUUUUUGACGGCGAUGUCGAUCCCGAAUGGGUCGAGAACUUGAACAGUGUUCUCGAUGACAACAAAUUGUUGACGUUGCCUAAUGGCGAACGACUCAAUCUACCAUCCAACGUCCGAAUCAUGUUCGAGGUCGAAACACUGAAGUACGCAACCCUCGCAACUGUCAGUCGUUGUGGUAUGGUGUGGUUCAGUGAAGACACAGUGACCUCUAACAUGAUGAUCUCCAAUUAUUUGGAUACUCUUCGAACGGUUGCAUUUGAAGAUCUCGACGAAGACGCAGUUGCAACCGGCCAGUCAGCUGCUAAGGCUCUCGCCAUCCAAGCCCAAGUCGCGGAUCUGCUUCAAGCAUUCCUCACCACUGACAAUUUCAUUUCAAAUGCUCUGGAGCGGGCUGAAGGCUUCAAUCACAUCAUGGAAUUCACAGUUGCUCGAGUACUGAGUACGCUGUUCUCCUUGCUCAACAAGAGCGUCCGUGAUAUCAUUGAGUACAAUUCUCAGCACGUCGAUUUCCCUCUUGAUCCCGAACAAGUCGAGUCUUUUAUAGCAAAGAAACUUCUUCUCGCCCUAGUCUGGUCACUGACAGGCGACUGUCCUCUGGGAGACCGUAAGAGCUUUGGCGACUGUCUUGCAGGCUUAGCCACGUUCGGCAAUCCUAUUGUUGGAGACAACUCGUCACUAAUUGAUUUUGACGUUACCCUGCCAAAAGCUGAAUGGUCUUCGUGGCAGAACUCGGUUCCAAGCAUUGAAGUUAACACCCACUCAAUCACACAAACAGAUGUGGUCAUUCCAACCCUCGACACAGUACGACAUGAAGACGUGUUGUACUCAUGGCUUGCGGAGCAUAAGCCCCUGUUACUCUGUGGUCCUCCUGGAUCCGGAAAGACAAUGACCCUUUUCAGCGCGCUUCGCAAGCUGCCAAACAUGGAAGUAGUCGGCCUCAAUUUCUCGAGCGCUACAACUCCAGAUCUGCUCAUCAAGACCUUCGAACAAUACUGUGAAUAUAAGAAGACAUUGAACGGCGUCAUCUUGUCUCCUACCCAGAUUGGUAGAUGGCUUGUACUUUUCUGUGACGAAAUCAACUUGCCAGCACCUGACAAGUACGGCACACAAAGAGCUAUAUCUUUCUUGCGACAGCUCGUCGAGCAGAACGGAUUCUGGAGAACAUCGGACAAAACCUGGGUUACACUUGACCGCAUUCAAUUCGUCGGUGCUUGCAACCCUCCCACGGACGCAGGACGAACACCAAUGGGUGCUCGAUUCUUAAGACACGCCCCUCUUAUUAUGGUUGAUUACCCUGGAGAACUAUCCCUUCAGCAAAUCUACGGCACAUUUACAAGCGCCGUGCUCAAGAUCAUUCCGUCUUUGCGAGGAUAUGCAGAGUCGCUAACCAAGUCCAUGGUGAAGUUUUACCUUGAAUCACAGCAACGUUUCACUCCCAAGAUCCAACCUCAUUAUGUUUACAGUCCUCGUGAACUUACUCGAUGGGUGCGAGGUAUCUACGAAGCCAUUCGACCAUUGGAGACUCUUUCGGUGGAAGGACUUGUUCGUAUUUGGGCGCACGAAGCUCUGCGCUUGUUCCAGGAUCGUCUUGUCGCAGAAGAUGAACGCAAAUGGACCAACGAUGCUGUCAAUCGUAUCGCUCUCGAAUUCUUCCCAACUAUUGAGGAAGAUAAAGCCCUGGGUGGUCCUAUUCUGUUCUCAAAUUGGCUCUCGAAGAACUAUGUCCCUGUUGACCGAGAACAACUGCGAGACUUUGUCAAGGCUAGGCUCAAGACUUUCUGUGAAGAAGAAGUCGAUGUCCCGUUGAUCCUUUUCAACGAUGUACUUGAGCACGUCCUCCGUAUCGAUCGUGUCUUCCGACAACCACAAGGUCAUUUGAUCUUAAUUGGAGUCAGUGGCAGUGGCAAGACAACUCUUUCCAGAUUCGUCGCUUGGAUGAAUGGAUUGAAGGUGUUCCAGAUCAAGGUGCAUGGAAAAUACUCUGCAGAGGAUUUCGAUGACGAUUUGCGAGAUGUUCUGCGCCGCUCCGGAUGUAAAGGCGAGAAAAUUUGCUUCAUCAUGGACGAGUCAAACGUGCUCGACUCAGGCUUCCUUGAAAGAAUGAACACUCUGUUGGCAAAUGCAGAAGUGCCAGGUCUUUUCGAGGGCGACGAGCUCGCUUCUCUAAUGACAGCUUGCAAGGAAGGUGCUCAACGACAGGGCUUGCUGUUAGAUUCUCAGGAAGAGCUGUACAAGUGGUUCACACAACAGAUUGUGAAGAAUUUGCAUGUUGUGUUUACCAUGAAUCCGCCAGAGGACGGCCUCUCCUCAAAGGCAGCUACCAGUCCCGCGCUCUUCAAUCGUUGCGUACUGAACUGGUUUGGUGAUUGGUCUGAUCAAGCUCUUUUCCAGGUCGGCACAGAGCUCACACAAUCCGUCGAUCUCGAUCGGCCAAACUUCUCGGCGCCGGACAGCAUUCCUGUGGCUUACCGCGACCUGAAUCUCCCAGCAUCUCAUCGCGAGACUGUAGUCAAUUCUAUGGUCUACAUCCACUACUCACUUCAACGCUUCAACAUCAAACUUCUACAGCAGCAGAACCGAGUCACGUUCUUGACUCCUCGCCACUUCUUGGACUUCGUGGCCCAAUAUGUCAAGCUGUACAAUGAAAAGCGUGAAGAUCUGGAGGAGCAACAAAGACAUUUGAACGUCGGUCUUGAGAAGCUGCGAGAUACUGUGGACAAAGUGCGGGAUCUUCGUAUCAGUCUCGCCGAAAAGAAAGGUCAGCUGGAACGCAAGGACGCUGAAGCAAACGAGAAGCUCCAACGUAUGGUUGCAGAUCAAAGAGAGGCUGAACAGCGAAAGACGACAUCUCUUGAGAUUCAAGCCGCACUCGAGAAACAAGAAGCUGAAGUCGCCGAACGACGUGAAUUAGUCCUGAACGACCUAGCCAGAGCAGAACCUGCCGUUAUAGAAGCCCAAAAGAGUGUCAGCAACAUCAAGCGACAACAUUUGACCGAAGUCAGAUCCAUGGGAAAUCCUCCACAGGGUGUCAAGCUUGCUCUUGACUCUGUCUGUACCUUACUUGGACACAAAGUUGACAGCUGGAAAACUGUUCAAGCCAUCGUUCGAAAGGAUGAUUUCAUUGCCAGCAUCGUCAACUAUGAUAAUGAGAAGCAGAUGACUAGAAAUCUCCGCAUCAAGAUGCGCAACGAGUACCUCUCAAAUGAUGACUUCACCUACGAGAAAGUCAAUCGUGCCAGCAAAGCUUGUGGACCGCUAGUACAGUGGGUAGAAGCCCAGGUCAAUUACUCUGAGAUCCUUGACCGUGUUGGCCCCUUGAGAGAAGAAGUGGGGAUGUUAGAAGAGCAAGCUCUGCAGACAAAGGCUGAAGCUCAAGCUGUCGAGAACACCAUCAAUGCUCUAGAACAAAGUAUCGCGACUUAUAAGACCGAGUACGCUGCACUCAUUAGUGAGACUCAGGCGAUCAAGACUGAGAUGUCUCGAGUGCAAUUUAAGGUUGAUCGAAGUGUCCGUUUACUCGACAGUCUGUCCUCAGAGAGAACACGUUGGGAAGAGGGUAGCAAAUCCUUUGAGACUCAAAUUGGAACUCUUGUUGGAGACGUCCUUGUCGCUGCAGCAUUCCUAGCAUACAGUGGACUGUACGACCAGCAAUUCAGAAAGAACAUGAUGGAUGGUUGGUUACAUCAACUUCAACUUUCAGGCAUCAGCUUCAAGCAGCACAACCCGGUGACUGAAUACCUUUCUACCGCUGAUGAACGACUUGGAUGGCAAGAAAAUUCAUUGCCUGUGGAUGAUCUCUGCACAGAGAAUGCAAUUAUCCUGAAGCGCUUCAAUCGCUAUCCAUUGAUCAUCGAUCCAUCUGGUCGGGUGACAGAAUUCCUCCAGAAGCAGAGCAAAGACCGACGACUCACCGUAACAAGCUUCUUGGACGACUCGUUCACCAAGCAGCUGGAAAGCUCGCUUCGUUUCGGAAAUCCGAUUUUGAUUCAAGAUGCCGAAUAUCUUGACCCGGUUCUCAAUCAUGUACUCAACAAAGAGUAUCAAAAGACCGGUGGUCGUGUUCUCAUUCAGCUUGGAAAGCAAGAAAUCGAUUUCUCGCCGGCAUUCAAGAUCUAUCUUUCGACCAGAGAUCCGUCGGCUACUUUCGCACCAGAUAUUUGCAGUCGUACGACAUUCGUCAACUUCACAGUCACUCAAAGCAGUUUGCAAACACAAUCCUUGAAUGAUGUUCUCAAGUCAGAACGUCCAGAUGUCGAUGAACGCAGAUCCAACCUUAUUAAGCUGCAAGGUGAAUUCAAGGUCCAUCUCAGACAGUUGGAGAAGCGAUUACUACAAGCAUUGAACGAAUCUCGUGGCAACAUCCUCGAUGACGAUAACGUUAUCGAGACGCUCGAAACAUUGAAGAAGGAAGCAGCCGAGAUCUCAGUUAAGAUGAGCAACACUGAAGGCGUCAUGGCGGAAGUGGACGAGAUCACUCUCCAAUACAACAUUAUCGCCAGAUCUUGCAGCGCAGUCUUUGCUGUUCUUGAGCAAUUACAUUAUCUCAACCACUUCUACCAAUUCUCUCUUCAGUAUUUCCUCGACAUCUUCCAUUCGGUCUUACACAACAACAAACGACUGAGCACCGAGACAAAUCACAAUGUGCGACGUGAUAUCAUUAUCGAAGACCUCUUCGUCACUGCCUAUCAGCGAACCUCGUUGAGCCUGCUCCAAAAAGACAGAAUCACUUUAGCAAUGCUUCUCGCUCAAGCAGCUCCUUACAAGAUGGAUAAGAGCCUCAUCGAUAUCAUUCUCGACGAAACAAUUGAGGGCACUGAUGUUUCAACCGAGUCACACAAGAAGGAUGAGGUUAUAGCUAGAGCAUCCAGACUGCCUGUACUCAAAGGCAAGCUCGAUUCAAUAUCAGCGGAUGCCUGGGACCGCUUCUUGUUUGAAGAGAUAGGAGAAAAUCAUGUUCCGCAAGUUUGGGGUCCGGAGACAGAGAAGCGAGACCAGGAGAUCCUUUCCUUGCUGCUUGUCAAGCUUUUCCGACUUGAUCGAUUUGUCCCUGCCGCCGAACGUUUCGUCACCGCCGUCUUCGGAUCUGGUCUCCUUGAUACAACAGAAGAUCUAAAGCAAACUGUCGAUCAAGUUUCUGCAAGUAGCCCAAUUGCGCUCUGCUCUAGUCCUGGAUUCGAUGCAAGUUAUAAGGUCGACAACCUCGUCGAGCGAUCUCGUGCUAGCUGUACCAACAUUGCAAUGGGAUCAAAUGAAGGUUUGGCAAGCGCUGACAAAGCUAUCAGCAAUGCAGCCGCAAAUGGUUCCUGGGUACUAGUCAAGAACGUUCAUCUUGCGCCAACCUGGCUGCAGAGUCUUGAGAAGCGCAUGGAUUCUCUCAAGCCUCAUGCAAACUUCAGACUCUUCUUGUCGAUGGAAUCCAGUCCAAAGAUUCCUGUCAACCUACUGAGAGCUUCGCGUGUCUUGAUGUAUGAACAACCAGCGGGUGUCAGAGCAAACAUGAAGGAUUCGAUGGCAUCUUUGUCGACUCGCUCGACUAAGAACCCGGUUGAGAGAACUCGUCUGUACCUGCUUCUGUCGUUCUUGCAUGCUGUAGUCCAAGAACGACUGAGAUAUGCCCCUAGUCUUGGAUGGAAGGGCUUCUGGGAGUUCAAUGACAGUGAUUACGAGUGUUCUGCAUUCAUCAUCGACACGUGGGUCGAAACUGUCGCUAUGGGCCGCACCAAUGUCGCACCUGCCAAUCUUCCGUGGGACAUGAUCCGCACCUUGAUUGUCGAAACAUACGGUGGCAAGAUUGACGACGAAGGGGAUUUCAAGCGUCUCACUCAACUCGUGAACUCGUUCCUUACUCCUUCAGCGUACGACAUCGGUCACAAACUCGUUGAAGGUAUCGCCGGAAAUGGUGGCUCGGACAUCGAUGGAGGCUUGGUCGUACCCAGCGGCACAUCUCUCAAGGACUUCACGGACUGGAUCCAGAAGUUACCUGAGCGAGAACCGCCUACUUAUCUCGGGUUGCCGGCUAAUGCGGAGAAGUUGUUGUUGGUGGGCCAGGGUAUGAGCAUGAUUCAGAAUCUUGGCAAGAUUACGGAGUUGUUGGAUGAGGGAGAACAGUUGAUGGCUGAAGCUGCUUAGCUUAAGCUUGUAUAAGAAAGGAUGGUGUUGUAUGAGAAUAGCUUCAUUCAUGUGUCUAGAUUUUAGGGACUGGGCGUGGUGGGCAAAGCGUGUGCAUACACUUUUUAUUAUACCCGGUCUUGCUUUGCGGGCAUGGACUUCAUCAGAUUGCAUCUCUUUUGUAGAAUGUUAAACUUCUUGUAGCAUAGCUAUUUCUACAAAUCCUCAAAGAACAAAAUUUUCUUGACG
Messenger RNA from Mollisia scopiformis, 13401 nucleotides. Its product is annotated as cytoplasmic dynein-like protein 1 heavy chain 1. Gene Ontology annotation, molecular function: ATP hydrolysis activity; dynein intermediate chain binding; ATP binding. The transcript is spliced from 3 exons. Gene Ontology annotation, biological process: microtubule-based movement. The coding region runs from base 124 to 13173 and encodes 4349 amino acids. Gene Ontology annotation, cellular component: dynein complex. NCBI's taxonomy places the organism in Eukaryota, Fungi, Ascomycota, Leotiomycetes, Helotiales, Mollisiaceae. The record is from RefSeq and is a predicted model, not a curated record.